Molecule: messenger RNA, 2537 nt
Organism: Magallana angulata
Lineage: Eukaryota; Metazoa; Mollusca; Bivalvia; Ostreida; Ostreidae
Exons: 5
Coding region: 134-2401 (755 amino acids)
Biological process (GO): lipoprotein metabolic process; lipid transport
Cellular component (GO): membrane; extracellular region
Molecular function (GO): lipid binding
Source: RefSeq, a predicted model, not a curated record
UUCAAAAUGUGUAGACAAAAGGUUCCGCAACAACUUUGAAACUUUAAGACAUUUUCUACUAACAAAAGAAAAAAGAUUCUUAUCUUUUUCAAAAUCUAGUUAUUCAGAUGUUUCUUCAGUAGAAAUAACCAAUAUGUUCGAUCUUUUUGCUCAGAUUAUUUACGGAACUCCAAAAAACGAGAAGGAUGUUAAAGAUUUCCUAAAAGCACACGUAGAAGCUAAUGAUUUUGUACAGGUUUACAAGCAACUUGCAAAUGUUGAAGAAAAUAUUUCAGAGAACGUUCACGACAAAAAGAAUGCAGAGACGCUAGGGAAACAGUUAUCAAAAGAUGCGUUCAGGAAACAAUUAACUGAUUGGAAAUCGGCAAAUGCAGUACAUUUAUUUGCACUAGCAAGCAUUUUUAAUGCUGCAAUUUAUGUUGUUUCCCCAAAAGAUGUUUCAGGCAGGGAAGAGUCAAAUUUGUAUCUUCCAAUUUGCGGUAGUUACUUGUAUACAUUUGAAUCUCCUUUGGUUUUCAAAAGCAGCAAAGAAAGUCCAUCGUUUGAAAUAGACCUCAAAGAAGAAUGUCUAUGCAGUCAAAAAACUCCAGAGAUAAUUGGGCAGUUCCCAAUUGCCAACAACACAAUAGAUCUUGAUCGAAUUCGAUCGCUGGAAUUAAUGCCUUGUUGUCCACCCGUCAGUCGUCAUGGGCUUCAUCAACAUUACAAACACAUACCGGAAAAGAACAAGUUGAUUUAUCAGAGAGAUGAUACCCCAUGGCCUGGAGGGCUAUCUGAUGACUACAAACAUAUCAACGACAUUUUAGCAGAAGAAGGGAGGCAAUUAGAGCUAUUGCUUGGCGGAAAAGGAACACUAGCAAAAUGCAUAAGCAAAGAUGUAUUUGGAAAUGAAGACGUAGAAUUGCCCAUGAGUUUUCCGGAGAACGAUUUCGAACUGUCUCUUCAAAUAGCAGCUGACUGGACGGGAUUUCCAAUAUACAUUUUUCAAAACUGCAAGGAAAAUUGCAGUUGGGAGAUUACAACUCCAACGACUUAUGUCAAAGCCAAAAAUUGUCGAUACUUCAUAACAUUAUUCCUCCAGAAGGAAAAUGGCAGAGAAUAUGUUGAUAGAAUCACUUCAAAGACUGGAUGUAACUGUAUGCUUGCUCCUCCAUUUGUUGCCAGAAAAGUAGAAGUUUCAGAAAAUCAAGAAAUAGGCAAAAACAAACGACAUCGGCCGCUUAUUACGUUUUUCCCAGUAAACCCUCCUGAAAACUGGUUUUGUGAUGAUGUACGUAGAGAAAUGAACAUAAUUCCGAUACAUUCUGAGCUUCGUCUUGUCAUGGAAAGAACUGACAUGGAAGACCGUAUGAUAGACACGAUUUCCGAUCACACACAUUCCUUGUAUCGAUGCAUGAGCAAAGAUAUAUUUGGCAGUGAAGAACAAUACCAAAAAAUCAUGCAGGAAGUAAUAGCAGAAAUAAAAGAAACUCCAAACAUAUAUGGCCCUCUUCUAAUUGCAGAGAAAGAAAGUGCUGAUAGAGAGUCUUUGAAAAACUUCAAAUACCGAGAACAUAAAGUUUUGGAUGCUUUUAGAUUUCGUGAUACAAUACUUAAAGAGUCUGCGACUUUCUUCACUGAAAGAAUUGAAGAUGGGAUGACAUUGCAGGAUCUAGAACUCAUCGCAGCAGCAACGUGUUUCCAAGUACCAAUCUAUGUACUUAGUGCUAGCAUACAUGAAGACAGAAUUGAAACAGAAUGGAAGCUCUAUAGUCAAAUAAGAAGACGAAAACAGCCGAAAGAUUUUCUGAAAAGACGACAAUAUUUUGCUCAUAUAGAUGCCGUUUACAAAUGCCUAUUUGAUGCCGAGAAUGUUUCAAAGUUUCACAUUACUCUCUUCCGGACCUUUUCAGGACAAUUUCACAGAAUUGCAGCCAGAUACAGAGUAUGUAACUGUUUGAUGGACCCACCAGUGGCUUUUGUACCGCAAAAACAUAAACAUGAUAGUCAUUCAGACUUUAGGAUAUUCUACGACACAAACCUUGCUAAAUCUACACUAACUACCGCAAAAUUGGCAUUGGAUAUGUGGAUGAGAUGCAACAUGGCUUUAGAAAUACUGUGUAGCGAGAUCAUUGAUGAAUUAGAGGGCCGGAGACGAAAUGUAAAUAUUUCAACUAUUGUGGGGUCUUCAGUAGGCAUUGCAGGAUCAGCACUUGCCAUUGCAGGAGUUAUUGCAGCUCCUUUUACAGCGGGAGUGUCCCUUGGUUUGACAGUUGGUGGAGCUGUCAUUGGUUCUUUAAGUGGUGUAACUGUUGUGGGAGCAACAGUAACCGAAGUAGUGUUAAAUAGGGAUGCAAAUGCAAAGUUUGAGCGCUAUUCAAGAAUUUUCGCGAACGAUCUAGAGUCUUGGAAGAUUCCUUGAAAAAACUCCAAAAAUUAAUUCAAGUAAUACAGGAACGGACCAUGCAUACAGACGAUGCAAACGGGGUUGAUGCAACAGCACUUCAGGUUGCAGCUGGAACACUGUCUAUGAUCAGGGGUAUACCUAUAGCAGUUGC